Messenger RNA from Aethalodelphis obliquidens (Pacific white-sided dolphin), 10053 nucleotides. It is a transcript of the gene SLC38A8, whose product is annotated as solute carrier family 38 member 8. The coding region runs from base 6495 to 7802 and encodes 435 amino acids. Gene Ontology annotation, cellular component: membrane. The transcript has 16 exons. Lineage: Eukaryota; Metazoa; Chordata; Mammalia; Artiodactyla; Delphinidae. Gene Ontology annotation, biological process: amino acid transmembrane transport. Gene Ontology annotation, molecular function: L-amino acid transmembrane transporter activity. The record is from RefSeq and is a predicted model, not a curated record.
GUUCAGUCAGUCUGUGUCUUUUGGUUGAGGCAUCUCCCAGUAUUAAUGUUGGCAAAUGACUGAAUUAGAGUAAUUGUUUGCCAACCAGAGUGUUUCCCCAGCUCCAUCGUAAGGCCAUCCUAAUGCUGCAGCCACGUGGUUGUGAAAGGAGGUUCCAGACCUCAGAGCAUUGAGCUGGGCACCUGGCCUCCACAUCUCCACAUUGGCUGCAGGCUUUGGGUUCGCCUGUCUCUCUGGGGACGUGGAUACCUCGUGCCCUAAGGAUGGAGCUUGGGCCUGGGGGCUCCUGUUCCCACUUGCUGGGAGGACCCCUCGCCCAGCCUCCGAGGUCUGCACCUACACGCGCUACUUGCUUUGGGGACCAGGUCUCCUGCUCCCGCCCCUUCCCCGUGCUGAGGCUGGCCACUGCCCCACCUGUUCUCCAGAGACCAGCGUCCCCUGUAGCUGGUGCAGCCCCUGGCCCAGCCUCGAGUGCUCUUACAGCAGCCUCGGUGCACACGUGUGUCCUCUGGGUGUGGGCAUUUGUAGGGUCAUGUAGUUGGGACAGGACGAGGACAGAGAUGGACAAGCAUGGAUCCCCAGGGCACACGUUGAGGCCAGGUCGACACCACAGGAGAGUUGUUAAGGAACCGAGAGCUGUAGGGCCCUGUGGUUCCUGCCGCUGCAGAGGGAACCCUGCGUGGGGGUCAGGUACAGGUGCCGGCCAGCAGCAGCCCAGUGUGAAGGGAGCAUCAGAGCAGCACCGAAGACACAGGACCUGCCUGCCGUGACCAGCUGGGUCACACGUGUGUGGAUCCUUCCCUGUCUGCCAGCCAGAACGGUCCCACUGGGAGCUGCCUGCCUUGGGACAGUCAGGGAGGAGGGAGGUGGUGAAGCAGCAGUGAGACCGAGCUGGAGAGAGGGCUUCAGUGAGGCGAGCGUACGCAGGAAGGGGAUCGGCUCUCCGGAGGACCAGUCAAUGGGGUCUGCUGUGUGCUGCCCUGUCCGAGAAGGGAGGCCUUGUCGGGUGUUGCGGUGGGAUACCCAGGUCCACCUGCGAGGAACAUUCCAGAGAGGGUGUCACCAUCCAGGGCUCUGGCUGUAGACUCAGACCGCCUGGGGUCCAUCCAGUUCCCACCUGGCCACUUGCUGCCCGUGGGCCUUGUCUGAUAUCGGACAGCCCCGGGCCGGACACAGAGCCAGUGCUCAGUUAUGUCACCUGUCCCAGUGGCGGGUCCCUUCGCGGUGACAGAUGUGCCUAAGGCCUACUCACUGCUUCAAAGAUCCCCUUUCAUGCCCUGGCGUGAGCUCUCAUUGUUCUAGGGAACAGCUCUAUUUCUUUUAAAAACCAGAAACCAGAGGAGCCAACCCAGCACAACCACAGAUAGGCCUGGGAGUCCUCGGGGGCCCUGGGGUCCCCGAGGGGCCGGGCAUGGGGGUUGGGCCCCAGGGCUGGUCCCUAACCGUGCUCAUCUAGCCAGGCAGCGCCCUGACUGCGUGGAGAUGGGCCAGAAAUAAGGGCAGCAGGACACCUGCAGCUGCCCACCCUUAGCCCCGCCCUGUGUCGGCAGAUGGGCCUAGCUAGGGUCUUCCCUGCACAUGCACUUAGCCCUCCGGUGCCUGGGCACGAGGACCCUGAGGACCUCCCACCAGAACAGGUCUGCGCUCGGUGAACCUGCCCUGAACAACCGUGCUACCUCUGCUGGGCACACCGCUGGCCUGGUGUUGGCAAAGUCUGCGUGCACUGUGGGAUCUGGGGUCUCAGCGGUCCCGUGAUGCUCUCACCACCAUUUCUCAGAUGAGAAAACCGAGAUGGGACCAGCAUUCCAGCCCAGGUCUGGCCUGGGCCUGAGCUCUGAGCCCCCAGUGCCAGACUGCUUCCCCUUUCCUUAUGGCGGGAAGGAUGCCCGCUUGCUGGUAAUAAUCGGGGUGCUACUUAGGUUCACCGGCUAGAAAAUGAAGUGAGUUAAGGACUCAUAUGUAGAGUAAGUAGAAGUUAUCAGAGAAAACAAUCUUUUGAUUUUUUUUUUUUUUAACCGUGGUGCCUUUAAGAGGAUAUUAACACGCAGAAUGUUGGUUUAAUUUGCUGGUAACAUGAGGGCAGUGCAGGCCAGUGUCGUAAACAUAGAUUCCGGGGCCUUGCUGUAGACUUAACUAAAUCAUAUGCUCCUUGGGAAGAGCCUAGAAAUCUGUUUUAGAAGCUCCCCAAGGUAAACAGAAUAACCAUACAACCCAGCUAUUCCACUCCUAGGCUAGACCCAGAGGAAUUGAAAACAGGUGUUCAAACAAAAACUUGUACGUGAAAGUUCAUAGCCGCGUGAGUCACAGUAGCCAAAAGGUGGAAACUACCCAAGUGCCCAUCAAAUGGAUGAAUGGACAACAGCAGCAGGACCAUCGGACAGUGGGAUACUGGUCAGCCCUAAGGGAGCCGAGCUCUGAGCACGCUGCAGCGUGGAGGCGCCUCGCAAACAUUACACUCAUAGCGUAGGGUUCCAUCUGGGUGAAAUGUCCCGAACAGGCAAAUCCAGAGACAGGAGGCAGGUUAGUGCUGCUUCGGGCUGGGGGACGGGAGGAUGGGGCGUGCCUGCUGGUGGGGACGUGCUGGGCUGUUGAAAAUGUUCUGGAACUAAGCAGUGGGGACAGUUGCACAGCAUUAUGAGUGCAUGAAAUGACACUGAACUGUACACUUGGGCUAAAAUGGUGAAUUUCAUGUAAUUUUACCAGAAAACCCCCACACAGAUCUCCCCAGAGGAUUCCUGUGAACAGGCCAGGUGGGAGCCCCCGGCUCGGAGACGGGGAGAGGCUCUCCGGCCCCCCAGACCACACGUCAGCAUGGAUCUGGGGUCAGGAUCCAGGUGACCGGGAUCCAGCCCACCCGCUGCCCUGCGACGCAGCCUCCAGCCUGGCCGCUGAUGCCUCCCGGGUGCCUCUCCCUUUGGAUGCAGUGGGUGGAGGAGGGUCAACCUUAAGACUGUGUGAAGAUGCUCCCUUUCACUUUCCAAUCCAAGGUGCAGUUUUCUUUUCCUUCACCCAGAGUGGGACUCCGGAUCAUGACUCAGGGCACCAGCCCUUCAAAAAGAGGGAGGGGACAGCAAGGCCUGUGCCCUUGGGCUGUGUGUCACCUGGAGGCCCCCAACCUCUGCUCUGCGGCUGAGAAAAGACCCCUGCUGUUGAGCUUGGGGGUCGGGGGGUGGGGACGCCAUGGGCCUCCAGCCUCUCAGAGGUGCCCGACCACCAGCACUCAGGAUGCUGGGUGUGUCCGUUUCCUGCUGCCACUAUAACCAGUUACCAGGAAGCAGUGGCCUGAAACAGCACAUUUAUCCCCUGCAGCUCUGGAGGUUGGAAGUCCAAAAUCAGUCUCGUGGGGCUAAACUCAGGGCUGGUUCCCUCCGGAGGCUCCAGGCGAGAACUGAUUCCCAGGCCUUCUCCAGCUUCUGGAGCCGCCCGCAUCCCUUGGCCGGGGGGCCCCUCCGCCACCUGCAGUGCACACCACUCCACCCUCUGCUUCUGUCCGCACAUCUCUGCCUUCUGACCCUGCUGUGUCCCUGUUCUCGGGACGCUGUGAUGGUGAUCAGGGCUCACCGAGACCACCCCGGAUACUCGCCCCGUCUCAAGGUCUGCACUUGCUCUCAUCUGCAGAGUCCCUUUGGCCAGGUGACACAGCCGUAAGUUCUGGGACGAGGGUGAGGACAUCUUUGGGAGCCGCCAGUCUGCCCACCGACCGCACUGGGUUCCUGCCCCUGCGCUGGCGCCUGUUCCCCGCAGAGGUUAACUGUCGCCCUGAAAGGUCCACGAGCUCCUGUAUCUGCAGACCUGAGGCUUUAUUCCUGCAGCGUCUGGUUCACUCCACCUUUCAUUUAUUAAGCCGCCUUUUGAGGGCCAAGCCAGGGCACAAAGCUGAAGGCGAAGCAGUCCCUGCUUGACCUUGUCCUAGGCAAAAGCCCUAAAAAUUCUAAAUGGUAACCACGUGUGUCAUUCUGUGUGCCCCCUGAGGGAGUAUCUUGCAGGUUCAGUUAACAGUUUUGGGCCUGUGGCUGCCUUGACAGCUGGCCCACAGGUGGUAUUUGCUUAUUGGGAUCAAAAUAUGAAACUAGAAACAAGAAAAUACUGUCAGGAGUGCCAGCUAGUUUCAUUCGUCAAGCCCUUGUUGGGGCUCCACCCCGUCUCAGCAGGCGGUAGCCAGCGCUGUCCUCUGCUGCGUGCUUCCGGGUUCCCGUGCCUUCUCCCCGUCACCUUUGCGCGCCUCCCCUCCCUGCCCAGGCCGCGCAGGCCUCAGACCUCUUCCCUCCUGAUCCCACAGAUGCCCCGAGGCCCCGGCCUCCGCCGAGGCGGGCUUGAGGUUUGCGCGCUUGCCCGCCCUCCCAGUCACAUGCGCGCUCCCUUGCUUCUGAGGGCCGAGCCGCGGCACAGAGCUGCGGCUGAGCAGGCGCCCGUGAGCCCAGGCGCACAGGGCUGCCCUCCUCCUCCACACGGCACGUGAACACCUCUUGGGGAGCGUUAUAGAAAACCGGGUGCCCGUCCCGUCCAGACCAGCUUCAUCCGAAGCUCUGAGGCUGGGCCUGGCGCCGGCACUUUGAAGGGUCCCUCGGGUGUUGUGCAGCCCAGGUUCAGAACAUUGUCCUAGAAGCUCAGAGGCCGGCGGAGGUAGAAACACAGACAUGUACAGGUCAUGGGAUUUGCCCCGUGCGUAUUUCGACAACAGCCACCCUCUUCUCACUGGGUCCUCCUAAGGGCCCUGCAGGGUAGACAGGGGCUGUUACCACCAUUUCGCAGGGGACCGCAGUGAGGCCUGGAUCUCAGUCCUAGGCACUCUGGUUGCUGAGACCAUCCCACCCCCCGACCCCUGCCCCGGUCUGUCUUCCAGAACUUUCUAAAGGGUGAGACAAAGGUUUGCGGAAAUGAGCUGAGGUCACUUUCUCCCUGAAGUUCCCAACCUGUCAGGUGACCAGUACUCUGUGGGGACGGAAAGGAGGGAGCCUGGAACAUCCCUUGACGGGUGCUCCCAUGGGGGGCGACACGGGGCCGUGUGCGGGGCGCUGGGCUGAGCCCCGUGUGCCACCAGGGCUGCCCACCCACACAGAUGGGGCCCCACAGGCACCUCUCCUCCCCGGGAAAGGUCACACAGCCCUGAGACUGGGUAGAGUGCAAAUCAGAAUUAAGAAGUUUCCCCCAUUGAGUGGAAUUUCACAGCCCAGUGGCCAAUUUCUAAGUCAUGCACGUUAAUGGGCAGCUAAUGAGGGACCCAGGCAGGACAGGGGCGUGCCCCGGGCGCCCAGAGCCGAGAUUAAGGAGUACAAAGCCAGGCCGCUCUGAGAGCCCUUGAUCUCCUUUCUCACUGCCUCGGGGUGGAUGUGGGGGGAGAGAGCCAUGUGAAUUCCGGAGGGGUGCGCCCCAGCCCCUCACAUCCUGCCGUCUGCUCACCCAUUCAUUCCCUCCCUUACGUGUCCGCUCCCAUCCGGGCACCAUCAGGGUCCGGGCGGGUGCAGGAGCCAGCGUGACACUGCUGGCUUUGAGAUGACACACGCUCGGGGCUGAUUUCCGGACCUGGUCCUGGCCAGCGCUCACGUUUUGAGCCUCUUGCCCCACCCGUGGGAGCCCUGCGCCCUACGGACCGCGGUGACAGCCCUCGGGAUUCAGGGUGAGGACGCGGGGAGCGCUUGCUGCCAGGCCUGGGUCACGGUGAGCACCGCUCACGUGGUCGCAGCAGAACUGCGGCCCACGACGCCGUCCAGCUCCGGGCUCCCUUCCCCCUGGAGCCCGUGGACAGGCUGGCCACUCAGCAGAUGGAGCAGAGCCCGCAAAGUAUAAACGGAGCCGCUGCAGGGAGGUGGCACGGUCAGGGGCUUGAGACCAUACGAGCAAAGCCUUUGGUGCUGAUCUCGACGGAGAAGGACUGAUUGAUUGGGGGAGGCGUUGAACAUGUUUAACUUACAGCAGCGGUUCUCAGGAAGGGGCCCCGGACCCCCUGAGUCAGAAACGCUGGUGAUGGAUCCCACACUCGGUGUUUUAACGUGCUCUCGGGGGGAUUUGAGCCUGGGCGCCAGGAAUAAACAGGUUCACCUCUGAAUUCAAGAUCCGACCUUCACGGGGCUGUGUUUUCCGGGUUGGGACUGUUUCCAGAAUUCUGCCGUCCUAGCCGACUGUAUCGGGUCGGAGAGGUAGUCUCUACUCAAAGUGUGGUCCAGGGACCGGCAGCACCCACCUCCGCAGAGCUCGCGAGAAACGUGGAGUCUCGGCUCCACCCCAGGUGGGACGAAUCAGCACCUGCCUGUUAACAAGACCCCAGAUGAUUCCCGUGCUCGUCUGCCUGGGGCGCCUCUCCAGAGCCUUUGCAUGCGUUCGGGGACGUGACCCCAGCACGUGCUCUCUAGGGCUCCCAUAAUUCAUGACGCAUUUGCCCACCCCGGUGGAGCUAGAGCCUUCCUCGCACCCCUCUGGGUCCUCUGAAUUGAGCCCGAGUCCCCGUCCCUGAUGGCCCAGGACUGUCUGUCGCCUUGAAGAUUGGACUUGGUGCCAUGGAGGGACAGACCCCAGGAGACAGAGGCCUUUCGGAAAAGCCGGUCCCCACGGCCGCCCGCCCCAGUCUGUCCUCACUGGGUGCUGUCUUCAUUCUCCUGAAGUCCGCGCUGGGCGCCGGCCUGCUCAGCUUCCCGUGGGCCUUCCACAAGGCGGGUGGGGUGGCCCCCGCUUUCCUAGCGGAGCUGGUCUCCUUGGUCUUCCUGAUCAGUGGGCUGGUCAUCCUGGGCUAUGCCGCCUCCGUCAGUGGCCAGGUCACCUACCAGGGCGUGGUCGGAGGGCUGUGUGGCCCCACCAUCAGGAAGCUGUGCGAGGCCUGCUUCAUCGUCAACCUGCUCAUGAUCUCCGUGGCCUUCCUCAGGGUGAUCGGGGACCAGCUGGAGAAGUUGUGCGACCUGCUGCUGCCCGGCGCCCCGCCAGCCCCGCAGCCCUGGUACACCGACCAGCGCUUCACCCUGACGCUGCUCUCCAUGCUGGCCAUCCUGCCCCUGUCUGCCCCACGUGAGAUCGGCUUCCAGAAAUACACAAGCAUCCUAGGCACCCUGGCCGCCUGCUACCUGGCCCUGGUCAUCGUGGCACAGUACUACCUCGGGCCCCAAGACCUCGCUCGUGAGCCCCACCUGGCAUCGAGUCCUUCCUCCUGGGCCUCCGUAUUUAGUGUCUUUCCCACCAUCUGCUUCGGAUUUCAGUGUCACGAAGCUGCCGUGUCCAUCUACUGCAGCAUGCGCCACCAGAGCCUCGGGCACUGGGCCCUCGUCUCCGUGCUGUCCUUGCUGGCCUGCUGCCUUGUCUACUCGCUGACAGGCGUGUACGGCUUCCUGACCUUUGGGACAGACGUUUCUGCUGACAUCCUGAUGUCCUACCCAGGCAACGAUGGGGUCAUCAUCGUUGCCCGGGUCCUCUUCACUGUGUCCAUCGUGACUGUCUACCCCAUCGUGCUCUUCCUGGGGAGGUCAGUGAUGCAGGAUUUCUGGAGGAGGGGCUGCUGCUGGGCGUGUGGGCCCCAGCCCCUGGCCGAGCCCUCGGGGCCGUGGGUCCGGAUGUCGCUGACCGUCCUGUGGGUCACCGUGACGCUCGCCAUGGCCCUGUUCCUGCCCGACCUCAGCGAGAUCAUCGGUGUCAUCGGUGGCGUCAGCUCCUUCUUCAUCUUCAUCUUCCCAGGUCUGUGCCUCAUUUGUGCCAUCAGUGUGGAGCCCGUCGGACCCCGAGUUAAGUGCUUCCUGGAGGCCUGGGGGGUGGUCUCCGUGCUCGUCGGCACCUUCAUCUUCGGGCAGAGCACGGUGGCGGCUGUCAUGGAGCUGCUCUGAGGGGCGGCCCGCGGCCGAGCGGGAUGGGGUCUCCACGGCUGCCCUGGUCCGGCUGCCUGCAUCCAGCCGUGAGACCGAUGUUAUCUCAUCAUAAAGAUGCUGGAGAAACGGAUACGUUCUGCCUUCCCAGGCUGCUCAUUUGGGCUUCUGCUGGUUCCCAGGGUUUCUGGUGCAGUGGUGAGGAGUUUCUUAGUGUCCUGGGCCUGUCCUGCAAGUGACCACAGACUGGGGGCUUCUGGCAACAGCAGUGCAUUCUCUCACAGUCUGGAGGCUAGAAGUCUGAGAUCAAGGUGUGGGCGGGGCUGGCACCCUCCCUCUGCAGGCUCUAGGGGGACGGUCCCUCCUGCCUCUUCCGGCUUCUGCUGGUUGCUGGCCAUCCUUGGUUCUCCUUGGCUUGUGGCUGCAUGCGUCCAAUUUCUGCCGCCUCCCUCAUGUGGCCGUCUUCCCUAUGUAUCUGUCUCAAUUUCCCUCUUACAGGGCUCACCCUACUUCAGUAUGGCUUCAUCUUAAUUACUUAAUUGGGAUCUGCAAAUAUCCUAUUUCCAAAUAAGGUCACAUUCACGGUUUCCAGAGGUUAGGGCUUAAACUGUGUCCCCCAGAAAAAUAAGUUAAACCCAUAACUGGGAGGCAGGUGCUGAGGCCCAGAGAGCCCUACUUUGGGGUGCUGAGAUCAAAGGCACGAGGCAAGGGCAUUGCUCGGUGGGUGAGAGCCCAGAGGGCAUUUGGGGCGGCCUCCGGUGGGGAUGGCAGUGCCACGGCACGGGGGAAUGCCCAAGGAGAUGCGUGCCCAGAGCUGGCCACACAGCCUGUGCUUGGCCUCGCUCCAGUGGGGGGGGGGGACCCGAGGAGAGCCCCCGCCCCUUCCACUGGCUGGACCUGAAGAGCCUGGAGGCCAAGUGCGCUGUCUGCUCCAUGAUUCCCUCCCCGAUCCGGGGGUGAGGAACCACGCCUGGAGCUGCGGCUGAGGGGGCAGGGAUCUGCCCGCGGCCGGGGAGGAGAGGAGGACGGGGCCAGGGGCUCUCCCGUCGCUGUCCCCGGCACUGACCCUGCCCAGGGCCUGGCAACCCCGGAUGGAUGUUGCUGGAUUCAGGCCGCUCUUCCUCUGCCCUGGGACGUCUGCCAGGAGCCAGCAGUGCCAGAGCCUGCGUGGGCUGACGUCCUUCAGACACCUCCCUCCAGGGAUUUGCCCGUUCUGGACUUUCCACAUGAAUACAUGGCCUUUUGUGUCUGGUUCCUUUGACUUAGCGUGACGUUUUCAAACUCGCCCAUUUUCCAGGUGGAGGGGAUUCUCAUAGGACUGAGCCUCAGAUCGGCCGUGAUCACGCAAGGACAUGAUGCACAGAAAUGCAGGCUGGGAUGCCGCCCUCUGAUGUCUGAGCUCGUGAGGCAGGAUGGCGGCCACAUGCCUCCCGUGGAAGGCUUAGGUUUUGAAUGGGACACGGCAAGGGACACAGAUGCUGAAGAUCUGUUUGAGCAGCAGUUUUGAAACAGGAGCAACCCUGGCCUCCGCUCCCAGAUUCAGGGCCCAGCAGAGCACGUUCAGGGGGUCAAGCUCCAGCCUGAGAAACGCCACCUCCAAGUGGAUUGAGGCCCAGCCGUCUGAGUAGUGGAGGCCGCUGGAACCCCGCCUCUUCACCCUCUCAGCCAAGGAGCCUCUGGGACAAGGAAGGGCCUGGAAAGGGGGCCGGGGCUGGUCCCCGCCCCCCGUCCCACCACCUAACCCCCGGCCGAGGGCUGACACCUACAUCUUCCACUCCUCCUCUGUCUCCCAGAACUCGUAGACCACGAAGGUGACGCCGUCCGCCAGCCUCACGGCAGCGAUGCUGCAAGAGGAGAGAGACCGGACUCAGUGGCUGCACGGGGCUGCUUGCUCCCCAAUGGGGUGCACACAGGGCCACACGCCCCCCAGACAGGGCGGCCCCUGAGCCAGGCUCGGGGCUGCCUGAAGACCCUGGAAACGUGAGGCUGGCAGAAGCUGCAGCAGCCGGGGGUGGUGACAGGCCCGCAAGGCAGCCUGUCACCACCCGAGGCUGCCCUCAGUAAGACGCUCCCUUUCUGAUCAGGCCCCCCGAACCCUCCAGGACCAGCCACCUAGUCUGAUCAGCUGCGUGCACCUCUCUACCCUCUAGAGCAAGGCCUGGCCCGGUACAGGGGCCAGCGUGGCUGCUGAAUGAAUGACAGUGAAACGUCUUUGAAAAAGGCUUUCUAGUCAUUGAAAAACCUACCUUUAAAACUAAAAGCAUCUCCACCU